This is a messenger RNA of Mercenaria mercenaria, 9667 nucleotides long. Its product is annotated as N-acetylglucosamine-1-phosphodiester alpha-N-acetylglucosaminidase-like. The coding region runs from base 186 to 1964 and encodes 592 amino acids. The record is from RefSeq and is a predicted model, not a curated record. The transcript has 10 exons. NCBI's taxonomy places the organism in Eukaryota, Metazoa, Mollusca, Bivalvia, Venerida, Veneridae.
UAAAAUAAAUAAUUUUUCAAAAAAAAUGUCUGAUUCAUGUGUCUUUUUCACAGAGAUUUAUCACCUCGAUACAACAGGAAAGUCUCAAACUUAUCCCUGAUGUUUUCCAAACUGAAGAGCGACAGGAAAUGAUAUUCUGCUUGUAAAAAAUAAUGUUGCUCGUCUAUUAAAACUGAUGUUUUGCCAUGAAUGUGCGUUUGAUAUUGUUCUUUCCUGUGACAAUAUGUUUGUGUGAAGUGGUCAGUGUAACAAGUGAUUUGACAGGAGGGCAUUACAGAUUAUUCGGGACUGAAUCAUCGGAUGAUAUAUUAGGAUACCCGUAUAAAGUUGAUGGUAUCAAACGUGUGAAAAGAAACUGUAAACAUUACGCAUAUGGACACAAAGUGAGUAACACGUUCCCUGCCCACGGGAAUGACAAAGGAGGAAAAUCAGAUAUUCUGACACUUCCUAUUGUAGAUUCUCACCAUACCAGAUAUAGCAUUGGAAACAGAGAUGUGUUGUUGCAUAUUGCACACGUGCAUAAUCCAGUGAAAACUGUUUCUGUGUACGAGCCUUUACAUGAAGGGACCUGUAAAUUCAGGAAUAAAACAUUAGCCAAGGUGAAAACUACUGCUGAACCAAAACAUUGUCUUCUAGCAACCAAUGCUGGAUUGUUUAAUACACAUAACGGAGCUUGUUACGGUAACAUUGUAAGUGAUGGUAGACUAGUGCAGGAUACUGAGGGAAUACAGAAUGCUCACUUUGGUAUCACAAAGUCAGGACAGAUUUUUACAGGAUAUCUGUCUGAAAUAGACCUGGUAAAAGAUGACUUCUUACAGUUAGUGGGUGGGGCAAUCUGGGUACUAAAGGACGGUAAAGUUCAUGUUGAUGAAAGUAUUGCCAGUGAGUGUAGGGAUACAGAAGAGACAGGCACUCUGCAGCGGUUUUCAUCAGUUGUUUCAGCAAGGACUUUGGUAGGGCAUGAUGAACAAGGCAGGGUAAUGAUUAUGCAGGUUGAAGGAAAGACAGGGAGAAAUGGGGUGAAUCUGUACGAGGCAGCAGAUAUAAUGAAGGAGUUUGGUGCUAUCAACGCUAUAAAUCUAGAUGGUGGGGGAUCUUCCACACUUGUUAUCAAUAAUACUCUAGUCAAUGUGCCCUCAGAUAGAUGUGGGAAGUACCAUUGUGCCAGGAAAAUAUCAACAAUUUUAUGUGUUCAUGAACCUCAUUGUAUCUCUAAAGACUGUAGUGGACAUGGAAUAUGUGAGCUUGGAGAAUGCCAUUGCCAUGGUUACUGGAAAGGGGUCAACUGUGAUAUACUAGAAUGCCCAGGGAAUUGUAACAAACGUGGAGUUUGUACUGAAGUUGGCUGUGUUUGCUUGCCUGGUUUCCAUGGUAAAGAUUGUUCAUCAUCGUGUAAGGUUGGUUGGUAUGGUAACCAAUGUGAUCAGCGUUGUCAGUGUGAGAAUAAUGCAUCAUGUGAUUCAGUCUCUGGUCGCUGUUCCUGUGAGCCAGGAUACUCGGGACGGCUGUGCCAAUAUCGUUGCAAAUUAGGUUACUAUGGUGACCAGUGUUCUAGUCAGUGUGAAUGUGAGGACAGUUGUAUGUGCAAUCCUGUUACAGGGGGAUGUAACUAUACGUACACACAGGAUGAUUAUCUACAAGCUGGAGCAUGUUUCACAAAGAAACUAGAACAAAAAAGAGGUGUAGAAUUAGAAAUGAUCCAGCAACAAAAAAGUGCAAUAGUAACUGUGAUAAUUACAUCUGUCAUAUCAUUUAUUAGUGUAACACUGAAUGUGCUUCUGCUGUGUAAAGUACGCUCAAAACAGAAGGGCAAAGACAAAAAGAAAUAUAAACGUGCAAAAUCUUCCAACGGUAAUGUGUUUCUCUUCCACGGCAAGCAGUAUUCCAGUUUUACGUCGUCAACGCCAAGCGAUGAAUGUGACGAGACUGCUCUCAUCGAAAAGCCAAAAGAUUUGCCGUCCUGACCCAUUGAGACACUCCUGUAUAAAUAAAAGAUAAUUGCUAUAUAUAUAAUAUAUGUAUAUAUUUUUAGCUCACCUGUCACAUAGUGACAAGGUGAGCAUUUGUGAUCACCCUUCGUCCGUCGUGUGUCCGUCCGUGCGUCCGUCAACAAUUUCUUGUCUGCACGAUAGUGGUUUCAUUUAUGAUUUUAUUUUAACCAAACUUGCACACAACUUGUAUCACCAUAAGAUCACGGUUCCUUUCUUGAACUGUCCAGAUCCCAUUAUGGGUUCCAGAGUUAUGGCCCCUGAAAGGGCCAAAAUUAGCUAUUUUGACCUUGUCUGCACAAUAGCAGCUUUAUUUAUGAUUUGAUUUUUACCAAACUGGCACACAACUUGUAUCACCAUAAGAUCUUAGUUCCUUUCUUGAACUGGCCAGAUUCUAUUAUGGGUUCCAGAGUUAUGGCCCCUGAAAGGGCCAAAAUUAGCUAUUUUGACCUUGUCUGCACAAUAGCAGCUUCAUUUAUGAUUUUAUUUUAACCAAACUUGCACACAACUUGUAUCACCAUAAGAUCUUGGUUCCUUUCUUGAACUGGCGAGAUUCCAUUAUGGGUUCCAGAGUUAUGGCCCCUGAAAGGGCCAGAAUUAGCUAUUUUGACCUUGUCUGCACAAUAGCAGCUUCAUUUAUGAUUUGAUUUUAACCAAACUUGCACACAACUUGUAUCACCACAAGAUCUUGCUUCCUUUCUUCAACUGGCCAGAUUCCAUCAUGGGUUCCAGAGUUAUGGCCCCUUGAAGGUCCAAAAUUGGCUAUUUUGGCUUUUGCAGCCAUAUAGAGACUUCAUUUAUGGUUUUAUUUGAUACAAACUUCCAAAAUACCUUCAACAACAAGAAAUCUUGGAUUCCAUGACAUAUCAGAUCCAAUCAUAGGUUCCAGAGUUAUUUUAUAUCUGAUUACCUCCCCUGAUUGUAAUCAAAAUGGAUUUAUAUCAGUAAGUACUUACAGGACUUAUUUGAAAUUUCAUUAUUGUUAUUAGUUGGACUGAGACAAUCAGGGUAGAUAACUAUGGACUGAUUUUAUGUCAAAUUACCUCCCUUUAUUUCAAAUUAAAAUUGUUAUAUCUCCAUAACUAAUGAAGAUACUGAUCUGAAAUUUCAUUUAUGUCAACAGAUUUAUUUGGCAGAUCCUUCUUUUGUCCACUUACAAUAUAUUUUUUUUUAAUUACUUCCCUAUUACGUUACUAUAAAUAGCUUAUUUUUAGUAACUUUUUUAUUAUUGGCCGUAGGGAAAACACGAGACCAGUUUUCUGUGGUACAACAUGGAUGGUACCUCCAAUUUUUAGGUGUAUUUUAACAUAUCUAUACCUUGUAAGAUUUUUUUUUUCUUUUUGGUUAAAUUUCUUCCAUUUGUUGUUCCUGUCCUUUGGACUUAGAUAUUUUUUCUGAGGACCUUCUAGUCCUCAAGUGCAAUGAUAACAGGUGAGCGAUAUAGGGCCAUCAUGGCCCUCUUGUUAUUGGUAAUAUAUUUAUUUUAAUACUUUGUAUUGUACUGUUCAACCUCUGAUAACCACACCUCUAUAGAGUAAAUACCUCCACACUUCUGGCAGAUGUUUCUUUCUGACUAGAUGAGGUUCCAAGGUUAUUAAGUUGUGAUUGGAAACCAAUCUCAGAAUGUAGCCUUGCUAUUGGUCAAUAUCAAGAUAGAGUUCAGGAUUAACCAAUCAGGUACUUGCAUUUUUGACCAGUCUCCAAACUCAACUUAUAACCUUUGAGGGAGUUUUGUGGUGAAAAGCAGCCUGUCCAAAACAACAGUCUCUUUACUACAAAAUUAAUCGUUUUCCUAGCAGUGUUUCUUUAGUGGUACUUUACUCAAAUUGUCUGUCUGUAAAUGGUCUAAUAAUAAUAAUAAUAAUAAUAAUAAUAAUAAUAACUUUAUUUUAAGAAGGUGACAUAUUAAGAGUACAUAGUAUACAUACAACUUAUUUCCAAUAUGGCCUUCUACAUAAAUGUUAAAACACAGUAUCUACAACAAUAAGAGUAUCAGUAGCACAAUUUUAACGACAAACACACUUUAAAAACAAACUCUUUUUGAAAUGAUUUUACCAGUAGAAUAAAUCAGUGUAAUUCAUUUUGCAUACAUGUACAUUCAUCCAUCAAUAUCAUAAAGUUUAAAAGCUACCCUAUAUGACAUAAAAUGCAUGAUAAUUGAUAAAGAUUUGAGAAAAAAAAAAGAAUAAAUAAAUAAAUAAAAAAAAAAAUCUCAGUAACUUUGUUCUUGUAAUAAAUAAUCCUUAAUUUUUGGUUUAAACGUUAACAGGUUAUCUUGAAGUUUGAUGGAAUGGAAUUCCAUAAAUGUAUGACUUUGUAUGAGAAUGUUUGUUUCAUGUAGUUUGUUCAGGGCUUUAACAAUGAAAGAUCUUUACGAGUCGAGGAACGAAGAUUAUAUCUAUCGUUAUGAGCAAAAGAUAAUAAUUCAGACAUAUAUUUUGGUACAAGGUUAUGGUCACAUUUAAAAACCAGUACAGCAAUUUAGAGCAAUUUAGUUAUUGCAUCUGUUUUCAAAAGUGAACAGAUUCAGAUUUUUAAACACGCUACCUGCGAUACGAUUUUUUGUUGUUACACGAAUUGCCCUCUUUUGUAUAUUAUAUAUUCUAUCAGUAUCUGAUUUACAGGCAAGCCCCCAUACAGUACUGCAAUAGUCCAUGGUUGAUAUAAUAUAUGCAUUAUAAUAUAACAUCUUCAUUUCAUCGGUCAAAAAGUACGAAAUUCUUUUUAAAAGUGCAACCUUUAAGUUUAUUCACAACAUUGCAAACUUGUGCAUGCCACGUUAUAUUAUUAUCUAUACAGAUUCCAAGAAUAUUUUGACUUGUUACAUUUUCAAUUAUCAUUCCAAUGAUAAACAGUUCAAGAUUCCUUGCUUGUUUCUUUUUAGCUCGACUAUUCGAAGAAUAAGUAGAGCUAUCCUACUCACCACGGCGUCAGCGUCGGCGUCACACCCUGGUUAAGUUUUUCGUACCAGUCCACAUUUUGACAAAGUCUUUUGAGGUAAAGCUUUGAAACUUUCAACACUUGUUUACCAUCACCAUGUCCAGUUAUAGGCAAGAGUACUUAACUCUGUCAAGCAUUUUGACUGAAUUAUGGCCCCUUUUGACUUAGAAAUCUUGGUUAAGUUUUUCGUACCAGUUCAUAUUUUGACAAAGUCUUCUGAGAUAAAGCUUUGAAACUUUCAACACUUGUUUACCAUCACCAUGUUCAGUUGUAGGCAAGUGUACAUAACUCCAUCAAGCAUUUUGGUUGAAUUAUGGCCCCUUUUUGACUUAGAAAUCUUGGUUAAGUUUUCGUACCAGUCUACAUUUUGACAGAGUCUUUUGAGAUAAAACUUUGAAACUUUCAACACUUGUUUACCAUCACAAUGUCCAGUUGUAGGCAAGAGUAUGUAACUCCCUCAAGGAUUUUGGCUGAAUUAUGGCCACUUUUGACUUAGAAAUCUUGGUUAAGUUUUUCGUACCAGUUUAUAUUUUGUGUGAAGUGUUUGACAUAUGGCUUUGAAACUUUUAUAACUUGUUCAGUAUAAUAGUCUCUAUCAAUAGGCAAGAGUACAUAACUCUCUCAUCUUUUUUGGCUGAAUUAUGGCCCUUUUUGAACUUGGAAAUUGGUUCUGUUUUGUAUAUGUCCAUGUUUUGUCAAGACUAUUUGACAUAUGGCUUUUAAACUUUAAAUACUUGUUUAUCAUUAUGAUUUCCAUCUGUAGGCAAGAGUACAUCACUCUGACAACUAUUUUGGCUGAAUUAUGGCCCAUUUUGGACUUUGAAAUUUGUUCAGUUUUUUAGCUCACAUGUCACAAAGUGAUAGUGUGAGCUUUCGUGAUCGUGCAGCGUCCGUCGUCCGUCCGUGCGUCCGUCCGUGCGUAAACUUUUGCUUGUGACCUCUCUAGAGGUCACAUUUUUCAUGGGAUCUUUAUGAAAGUUGGUCAGAAUGUUCAUCUUGAUGAUAUCUAGGUCAAGUUCGAAACUGGGUCACGUGCGGUCAAAAACUAGGUCAGUAGGUCUAAAAAUAGAAAAACCUUGUGACCUCUCUAGAGGCCAUAUUUUUCACAUGAUCUUUAUGAAAAUUGGUCAGAAUGUUCAUCUUGAUGAUAUCUAGGUCAAGUUCGAAACUGGGUCACGUGCCUUCAAAAACUAGGUCAGUAGGUCAAAUAAUAGAAAAACCUUGUGACCUCUCUAGAGGCCAUAAUUUUCAUGGGAUCUGUAUGAAAGUUGGUCUGAAUAUUCAUCUUGAUGAUAUCUAGGUCAAGUUCGAAACUGGGUCAGCUGCGGGCAAAAACUAGGUCAUUAGGUCUAAAAUUAGAAAAACCUUGUGACCUCUGUAGAGGUCAUACUUUUGAAUGGAUUUUCAUGAAAAUUGGUCAGAAUGUUCACCUUGAUGAUAUCUAGGUCAAGUUUGAAACUGGGUCACGUGCCAUCAAUAACUAGGUCAGUAGGUCAAAUAAUAAAAAAACCUUGUGACCUCUCUAGAAGCCAUAUUUUUCAUGGGAUCUUUAUGAAAGUUGGUCAGAAUGUUCAUCUUGAUGAUAUCUAGGUCAGAUUCAAAACUGGGUCACAUGCGGUCAAACACUAGGUCAGUAGGUCUAAAAAUAGAAAAACCUUGUGACCUCUCUAGAGGCCAUAUUUUUCACAUGAUCUUCAUGAAAAUUGGUCAGAAUGUUCAUCUUGAUGAUAUCUAGGCCAAGUUCGAAACUGGGUCACGUGCCUUCAAAAACUAGGUCAGAAGGUCAAAUAAUAGAAAAACCUUGUGACCUCUCUAGAGGCCAUACUUUUGAAUGGAUCUUCAUGAAAAUUGGUCAGAAUGUUCAUCUUGAUGAUGUCUAGGUCAGGUUCGAAACUGGGUCACGUGCCAUCAAUAACUAGGUCAGUAGGUCAAAUAAUGAAAAAACAUUGUGACCUCUCUAGAGGCCAUAUUUUUCAUGGGAUCUGUAUGAAAGUUGGUCUGAAUGUUCAUCUUGAUGAUAUCUAGAUCAAUUUCGAAACUGGGUCAGCUGCGGUCAAAAACUAGGUCAUUAGGUCUAAAAAUAGAAAAACCUUGUGACCUCUCUAGAGGCCAUAAUUUUGAGUGGAUCUUCAUGAAAAUUGGUCAGAAUGUUCAUCUUGAUGAUAUCUAGGUCAAGUUUGAAACUGGGUCACGUGCCAUCAAUAACUAGGUCAGUAGGUCAAAUAAUGAAAAAACCUUGUGACCUCUCUAGAGGCCAUAUUUUUCAUGGGAUCUGUAUGAAAGUUGGUCUGAAUGUUCAUCUUGAUGAUAUCUAGGUCAGAUUCAAAACUGGGUCACAUGAGCUCAAAAACUAGGUCACUAUGUCAAAUAAUAGAAAAAAAACGACGUCAUACUCAGUUCAAAACUGGGUCAUGUUGGGACAGGUGAGCGAUUCAGGACCAUCAUGGUCCUCUUGUCUUAUAAGUCAGCUUUUUGACAAAACUAUUUGAACUGUGGCUUUGAAACUUUUAACACUAGUUUAUCAACAUGAUUUCCAUCUGUAGGCAAGAGUACAUCACUCUGUCAACUAUUUUGACUGAAUUAUGGCCCUUGUUGGACUUGGAAAUUAGUUAAAUUUUUCAUACAAGUCCAUAUUUUGCCUAACAUAUAACUUAACAUAUUUGGCAUCAUGGUCACACAUUGCCAUUUAGUGCAAGACUGAUCGAAAUCCACAAAUACAGGAACAUUUUUUUGUUUAAUCCAUUUUUUUGUUCUGUCUGAAAAUCUAUGGAAAUAUUUUGACCCCAUUCUUCAAUCAAUUCUUCGAAUAGUCGAGCGCGCUGUCAUCUGACAGCUCUUGUUAUAAUUUGUACUUAGAAGCAUACAAUUUGUUCUUUCCGGAUGUAGUGACAUAUUAUUAAUUUUGCACCAUGUGAUAAUGAUAAGAUUACUUUGGAGCUCUUGUCUAAAACUGAUAUGGAGUAUAUGUUUGAAUCUAAUGUAAGUGAUAGAAUCUGCAUUUGUUUAUUUUCAAAAACUCCAUCUGGUGGUUAUAUUUUUUUAUGAUUUUUGUUCUAACUGGGCUUUGAAAUACAUGACAGGCCAUCCAGUAUUUAAUAUAAUGUAGUUAAGUGUUAUAUAAAAAAUUCAAUAUCAUUUUAAUGUUUUCAUAUAAAGCCACAUCAAAGAUACAGACUGUAAGGUAAUUUCUUUAUUGUUUUAUUAUGCUCCCUGGAGAGGAAGCAUAUAGUUGCUUCUUCAUCCAUCCUUCCCGCUAUUCUUGUCUGGAGUAUUUCUCAGCAACCACAGGUUGAAAUUUUAGGGAAACUUCAAAGGAAGCUCCACUGACAAGAGGAAAUGUGUAUAUUAUCUUCAUGUUCCAGUCGGAUGAUUUUUCACCGAGUUAUUGCCCUUUGCUUAUUCAACAUUCUAACAUGACCAGCUAAUAACCUACAUACUUGUUGAGCAAAAUCCUUCUCAGGGUAUUCUGCAAUAAAUCGACCUUGAACGAUGCUGUGUGUGCACCGUGUUUUGACUAGUUGUAAUUUACGUUUGAUGAAAAUACGCGUCUGAUUCUCGUCUAACCUUAAUUGAAGUAAGUCGUGUUAGAAUCGAAAUAAUAUGUAUCUAAAUAAGGUUUAUAGUAGAAUAACCCUCUUUUGUCGUUCUUAUGCGUAGAAAUAAUGUCAUUAACUGACCAUAGACAAUUAUCCUAUGAAGUCUGACGUCUGUUGACCAAACUCUUUUUAGUUAUCCAUGAUAAAAAGCGUGUAGUUUUCUUUUGUUCUUAAAGGUGGUUAAUCAGAUUUUGGUCAACUUUCAGAUUUUUUUAAAACUUUACCAACUGAUAAUUUUUUUUUUUUUUUUUUUUUGGGGCCCCAAAUGGGUAACCCCAUUUAUUUUCCCCGUCAUAGGUAUAACUAGGGUCGGAGAACCAUCCCUAAUUAGCCUUACACACAACAUAUACAUAUUAUAAUAUUGUACUUAUUUUAAACAUCAAUAUUUUCAUAUAACAAUACUAUCAAUACUAUUACAAGUAUGGUAUAAAAGGUCAUAAACGGGUACCCAAGAAACAUUCUUUUUAGCAAAACCAUAUCAAAAAGGUGAAAAAAAGAAAAAGCGGUUAUACAUGUAUGAUAUAUAAUGAUGCUGAGCGAGCUUGCACAAACUAAGGAUUAGUAUUAUGAAGUAUAAUUGUAAUAAUAUCUAAUUACAGUGUUAACAUUUAUCUGAUGAAUAAUCUUACAAUUGACCAGUUUUGUUUUUCUAAAUCUGUAAUGUUCAAAUUCUUAUAAAUUUCCCAUGCUAAUGAAAGACUCUUCUUAACUCCAGUAACAGUUGGUAUAAUUCCUUUUAUUUUGCACAAAUAUAUAUAUCGUUUUAUCUCUAGAAACAAAAUAUCAUAUUCAACAUUUCUUGGUUUACAACUGAAGGAUCCAAGUAAAAAACAUUCUUGUUUCAUACAUUCCAUAUUUAUAUUAACAUUUGCACAUAUGUUUUUUAUUCCGCUAAGUAAUUCUUGAACAAUUUGACAAUUCCAAAAUAAAUGUAAUAAAGUUUCUUCUUCCAUUCUGCAAAAUGUACAUAAAUUAUCGUUUCUCAUAUUCAUUUUAUACAACAUAGAGUUUGUACCUAGAGUUCUAUGUACUAUUCUAGUUUGAAACCACUGAAUAUAUGAAUCUCUUGUAUAUUUGAAAGGUAAACUAUAUAUAUAUAUUCCUAAUCUAAAAGACUUAUAUUAAACAAAGAGUUACAUUUUA